CGUCGACAUGGCAUCGCCAUGAACCCUUCCAAAUCCGAUUCAUGUCCUCAUCAUUUAUCUUCUUACGUUGUAAGCGCAAUAACCACCGCAUCCCUGCCAUGCUUCCUCCUCAUUCACCCUGGCUGAGCGCCGCCCUCGAACAUUCCUCCGUCAUCCUCAGUCCGAUCCUCCAAGGCAUGUCCAUCACGUAUAUAUGCACUCAUCCUCAAACCAUUGGGGGGGAAUUCAUCACGGGAUAUCGGAUGCACGCGAUCCACGGCCUGGCGUGUUUUGCGGGGCAGAUCAAGGGCGAUCGGCAGGGGAUCUCCUUAUUAGCAACCUCGUCUCUCAACCUCAGGAUCAUUAUCACCUCCACGGAAUACUGCCACAUCACCAACAGGCAAUGGAUGCCCCUCAUAACCAUUUCCUUCCCUGAAAUGAAAAUGAGACCAGUUCCACGCUUAGCCCUUGAUAUGGCAGCUCGUCCCGUUCAAUCGUGUACCCCGAAUUUUUACGCUGUAGAUCCCGUGGAGCCAUAUAUUCAGACCGUCCCUCCCUUACUCCAUACUCCUUUCCAGAUCCGCAUACUGGUAGUACCAAGAUUCAAUGCAUAA
Molecule: messenger RNA, 593 nt
Organism: Sodiomyces alkalinus F11
Lineage: Eukaryota; Fungi; Ascomycota; Sordariomycetes; Glomerellales; Plectosphaerellaceae
Exons: 5
Coding region: 42-593 (183 amino acids)
Source: RefSeq, a predicted model, not a curated record